AUGGCUCCUAUGAAGAAGCUCAUCUCCCGCAACACGAAGGGCCAGUACCGCAAGAUCGACUACGGCCGUGUGAAGACCAUCAAGGGCAAGAAGUAUGACCGCACGAUCUUGAAGGCUGCCGACAUUGCGGUGAAGGGUGCGGGCGAUGGUCGCAUCUCGCAGAAGGAUGCCAGGAUGAUCUGCAGAGCUUGUAGACCUACAACUGACGGCCGCUCCAGCUACUCUGCCAUUGAGAAGGCAACCAUGGCCUAUGUCCGCAAGACCUACAAGUUCACGAAGUCUGCGGACACGGCCGUGCGGACCUUCAUCUCCAAGAUGGGUGCCAAGCAAGGCCGAAAGGAGAACCGAGAGAUGGCAGCGGCGACAAGUGUCGCCAAGAGCAAGGAGGGAGUGCCAUGUUGGGAUGGUACCCCCGCCAGUUUUGAAGAGUACUCAGAACAGGUCAUGAUCUAUGAGCAAAGCACCCCCUUCCACAAGCGAUACCUGGUGGGGCCAAGGCUGUUGGGCGAACUACAGGGUGCCGCGAAGCGGCACGUUGCCGGGCAGCCAGCAACCUGGCUCUCCAACGACCAAGGCGUGGAGACGCUACUUCGGCACCUACGGGCAUGCUUAGGCAAGCCCCAAAUCCCCGAGUUGACGGAGUACCUGAACCGUUACUUCCGUCAGGGACGCCGAAAGCAGAAUGAAUCGAUGAACGAGUACAUCGCCAGGAAGUGUGAGCUAUACCUCCGGGCAUGCCAGGCCAUGGCUCGAGUAGCUCCACACCACCAGGUGAGCAUCAAGGAUGAGGCGAGGACCAGUGGAACAGGAGGGAGCGCCGCAGGACAAUGGUCGGCCGGUGGAGGCUGGCCGGAGAGGAGUCGCCGGAGCAGCUGGGACUCCCAGAUGACCUACGAUGAUGGCGAGGAGAACACACCGGCACCGGUGCAGGCCGCUGCACCCAUGCCAAACAGUACCAGCGCGACUACAGAGACCCCCGCCAGCGAGGCAGGAACGCAGCCCACGACCGAGGACGCCUGGUCAUGGGGCAGCGCACCAUGGUGGCAGUCGCCUACUUGGUACUGGAGCGACUGGAGCAGCUAUGGAUAUGGGCAGCAAAGUUGGUGGCGAGCCGAAGCAACAGCUCGCGAGGCCCGCCACGUCAAGCUGCUACCUGAGCUGUUACCAGAGUUCGUACAGGGAUGGUAUCUUCUGCAGGAUGCUGGACUGAGUGCCAGCGAGAAGAACCUAGUGAUGACCGCCAUCAGGAACGAUUUUUCCGUACAGCGAGUGGCGCAGGAGCUGAGGACACAGUUUCUGGACAUCGAACAUCGCCGACAUGAUGGAGCAGGCAAGCACGCCGGUUACUGGGGCGAAGACAUGGACGAGGAAGAGACGGAGAACCCCAACACCGAGGACGGCUUCAGCGUCGAGGACCUAGAUGAGGAGGACCAGGUGCUCUGGGCGGAAGCCGAGGCUGAGGCGCAACAGGCUUGGGCCGUUGUCCAAACAGCCCGGCGCACGCUCAAGGACGCACGAGCGCGGCAAAAUGCCGUGAAGCUGUCGCGAAAGUACUACAAGCCCAAUGGUGGCGGUGGUAAAGGAGGUGGUGCUCCACGGUUUCGUGAAGAUCUUCAGUGCCUCAAGUGCGGCCGGAAGGGCCACCGGACCCAGGACUGCCGUUCAGGGGGAGCUUCCAGCAGUAGCUCAGGAACCACUACACAGUCAGCGCCCUUCGUGUGCUACUCCUAUGAGGAGCAAGCGCUCAGUGCACAGACGCCAGACGAGCAGGCGUGGUGGAGCACCAAGGAAGCCGUGCGAGAAGGAUAUGCAGUGGUCGAUGGCGGGGCCACCCGCACCUUGGGGAGCGUGGAAGCCAUUCACCGGGUCAUGGAGCUCAACUCUCGCAAGCACGGGAGCAACAGGGUGAUCUCGGUGAACACCGAGAACAGGCCAACAUUUGGUUUCGGCAAUGCAACAGAGGACCAGUGCGCCAGCACCGUGGAGAUGGGCAUCACCGCAGGAAACCGCCCAGGACAGUUGACCAUCCACGCACUGGACCGCGGCGAGACACCAAUCCUUCUCUCAGUGUCGACGCUGAGGUCGCUCAAGGCAAUCAUCGACUUUGAGCAAGACCUGGUUUGCUUCAGAGCCAUCGACCCCCAGAAGAUUCUCAAGCUGGAGCGCUCGAACACAGGCCACCAAUUGAUAUCCUUAACCGACGACUUGUUCGAGAAGGCCAAGCGCACUCGCGAUCCUGUACCCAGCCUGCGAGAGUUUGUACAGAAUGCCGCAGAGUAG
Molecule: messenger RNA, 2280 nt
Organism: Symbiodinium sp. CCMP2592
Lineage: Eukaryota; Dinophyceae; Suessiales; Symbiodiniaceae
Source: the annotation of a GenBank genome assembly